Messenger RNA from Vigna radiata var. radiata (mung bean), 1543 nucleotides. RefSeq names its product phosphatidylinositol N-acetylglucosaminyltransferase subunit P-like. NCBI's taxonomy places the organism in Eukaryota, Viridiplantae, Streptophyta, Magnoliopsida, Fabales, Fabaceae. The coding region runs from base 758 to 1258 and encodes 166 amino acids. The record is from RefSeq and is a predicted model, not a curated record. The transcript has 6 exons.
ACUUAAUCUUGCAAAUGCAAUUCCCAAUCCGUAAAUCCAUCCACCAAAAAUAAAAAAACAGAAACGGCACAAUAACGCUUUGUGUUUUGGUUACUCCUCCUCCUCCCUCCGACAAGUCCCCCGGUCCGUUCUGGGACCUAACCGGCGUCGUCUUCAGCGGAAUCGUGAAGCCCAUCCAAACCCUCGAAAUCAUAAAACGCAGACAAGAUAAAAGUGUUGGAGGCAAGCCUUACUGCAAGAAAGAAUGCACAGUUCCUAAUUCUCUCGUUACUUAUUUACAUUUGCGACGUGAGGGAAACGCUAUCGAACCUGCAUUUCGAAGAACUGAAUUCACAACUCUUGGAAGAACACCGCCACCGAAUGCCGCGAAAAAGAAGCCACCCGUUACUUCGAGUCCUACUCAGAAUCAUCAAAUUCAAAUUAUGAUUUACGCGGCGUGAGUAUUGGAAAGAAAUUUAGGAUCAGGGCUUGGAAUUUUUCAUUUAUUUUCUGCAAUUUUUUUUCACCUUUUAAUUCAUGUACUCUUCUUCUCUGUCAUUUUAUUUUGUUUGAAUAAAAUUUUCAGUAAUUGCGUAUUUUUAAUAAAAUAAUAUUUUUUUUGUUAAAAGUAUAUAAUUUUACUUUAAGCCACUUACUGCUGUUGAGUAAUCUAUUAGCUGAGAAAAUAGCAUCGCAUCCUGUGGGGGCUGUAGGACAUUAUCUCCAUACGGUCGUUAAACUUGUCGAGAGAGCUGGAUUCAAACUGAAGGGAUGCAACAUGGAAAGUCCCCACUCUGUGAACAGUCCAAGAAGAACUCUCAGUCUGUCAAAGCAGCGGAGGGCGACUGUGUCCUUUUUUGACCCUGAUGACAAAACCUCUGGCUUCGGAUUGUCUGGCGACCAUGGCCCCAAGCCUUCUGAAGUUUAUGGUUUUGUAGGUUCUAUUACCACUGUUGUUGCUACAGUUAUUUUCUUCAUAUGGGCAUAUGUUCCAGAAUCAUGGCUACAAUCUGUUGGCAUCUCGUACUAUCCUAGCAGAUAUUGGGCUUUAGCAGUACCAACAUAUGUGAUGGUGACCAUUGUUUUGAUGCUUGGAUUCUACAUUGGUCUUAACUUCAUUUCAACACCUUCGCCUUCUUCUUUAAACACAGUUUUUGAUGAAUUCAGUAGAGAUCCUUCGAGUAAUGAGUGUUCUCUAGAAGAUGAAAAGCCCAUCGAUCCCAUUUCAGAUAUUGGUCUUGACAGAAUCAAUGAUGUUAUGUUCAAUAAUGCAACCUAACAAUCACACAUAUCUCCAAUGCUGUUAUGGUGGGAAUUGCUGUCAAACAAGUGCUGCUAAUUUGGGUUAUUGUAGGAGAAGCUAUAGCUACAGAGGUGAAAUUUAUUAAACUGGUGUUGUGAGAGAAUGAUUUCGUUCCAUCUUACUGUAGAAUUUCCUUUUAAUGCUGAUUUUUUUAGGCCUAGUUUUUAAAAGCUGUUAUCUGCUUAUUUUGGAGUUUUGAACCUUGCUACUUGAUGAAUUGGUGGUGAAGAGUUCUAGAUAAGGAAACGGCCUCUUUGUUUA